Rhipicephalus microplus (southern cattle tick) is the source of this 902-nucleotide messenger RNA. RefSeq lists its product as uncharacterized. Lineage: Eukaryota; Metazoa; Arthropoda; Arachnida; Ixodida; Ixodidae. The record is from RefSeq and is a predicted model, not a curated record.
CCCACCGGACUGUCCGAGUGGCGAAAGGAUAACUAUGCGCGGGACCGUCUUGCAGAUCGCCACGCACUCGAACGCGCUCCUGCCGAAGAUUUCAGCGAUCGUCGACGCGCUCGCGAUGGACGACGUCCUUCAGAAAGGUGACUCUCAACUCGGCCAGUGGUGCCUUACCGACUCCAACUGCUUGACGGAGAACUCGGGAUGUCUGGCCGAUAUAUGCGCCUGCAAGAUCGGAUUUGUUCUAUACGGGGACAGAUGCAUUCCAGAGCCUCGCCUCAGGGGCUUCCCAAAGAUGUACCUGAUGAGCAUCGGCUGCCUGCUGUCCAUACUCAUCUUUUCCAUGUCCCUGUGCUUCCUCUACUGGAAACGGAAGCUCGACGAGCGGCGAAACCGAGAAGUAGAGGACCACAGCUCGGCAUCUAGCGUAGCGCCCUCUCUGUGGUCGGACACGUACCAGGGCGACAAGCCACCUGCCUACGAAGUCGCCGUCAACAGUUCCUGUUUCCGCUCCAAGCUGGAAGACCCGGCGCCCAGUUCGUGGCAUGCGGUGCCUUUAUCUGACAAUCAGGUUGCAGUCACCUUGCCGCCUUCCUACGAAGAAGUUACGCAACAUCAGCAACGCUUUCACGCGCGGAAUGCAGCCUGCCGAGCGUCUAUUUAAGCCUACCGAAAGACUUUACGGUGGCGUCCUGCCACGGAGGCAAAUUAAUCUCAGGUGGCGAGACUCGUUGGAACGCAACGAUAGACGUGCGAUCAACUGCUCGAGCCAGAAAAUCAAGAGACUGUAGACCAAGCUGGGUCAAGUGCAACUUUUUUUUUUAUUUGCUGCACUGAAGCGCGCGCAGACUCAGCGGCGGCGGACAAAAAGAAGGGCGGCCAAGGAGAGGGCCGCCGCGAGGACAGCA